This is a messenger RNA of Manduca sexta (tobacco hornworm), 1552 nucleotides long. RefSeq lists its product as uncharacterized. NCBI's taxonomy places the organism in Eukaryota, Metazoa, Arthropoda, Insecta, Lepidoptera, Sphingidae. The transcript has 2 exons. The record is from RefSeq and is a predicted model, not a curated record. Bases 149 to 934 code for a protein of 261 amino acids.
GGCGCUUUAGUCGUUUACCGUUUCCCGCCAAAAAAACAUCCAUCACCGGGUAUUUUACUGUGUCGUUUUGUUGUAAGUUGUUUAUAAGAGGCAGAUGCGGUAUCUCUCGUGUUUGUAUCUCGUGAAACUUGUGUGAGUGCGCAUCGCUAUGUACCGGACGUUUCUCCUAGUAUUGCUGAGCACAAACGCCGCAAUAGGCGCCCCCCAAGAGAGCAGAGAUAGUUCGAUCACAUAUCUAAAAAUACAGCCCGGAACAGAUAAGCCAGUUGAUACUCCAAACUACAGAAGCUACGGGUUUGUGCCAAAAAAUGCGAAAAAAUCCAGCAAGACCAGCAGUAUCAUCGUAUCUGAUGCUAAAAAUUUAAGCAUCACAGAACCUGAAGCUAAAAUAAAACCAGAACACGAAAGCAAUCAAACUGACAAACCUAAUGUAACCAGUGUUCCAGAAAUUGUCCAAUCAGUGACCAUCUUAAACCAAAACGUAUCUGACGAUCAACCUGAAGUAAUAGAUUCGAAAAAGUCAGAAGCGUCUGAAAUCGAAAAAACUAACAUUGAUCCGAACAUCGAAGAGAUAAAGGAACACAAAAAUCUGUUAAAGGACACGUUUGAAAAUUUAGACAAUCUGGAACCUAGUCAGUUUGAUCGCCACUCCAGAGACUACGACUACACGACUAACACUUACGAUUCCAGCGAAACCGAAGUCGCUGAUUACUCCACAGAAAAAUCCGAGAACUUAGACUCAAAAACUUCAAACGUUUCACCCAAACUGACAUAUUUCCAAAAGUAUGGCGGAUCUUUCUCGCAUAACUUAAUAGAAUCGUCUGGUAAACGCAGGUUUAGGUCGCGGUGCCGCUGUGAAAAAAUAUGGAACUGUCCCAAAUUGCAAAUAACUGUGCCUAGAUGCCCUGAGGAAUAUUUUAUGUGUUGUUUCUAGGUUAUACAAAGUCGAAACUUUUUAUAUAGACUGGGUCAGGCGUACAAUAGGGAACUCCGAUCAAUAUCAAGCUAUUUUCUCUCGGGGUUAGUUUUGAUUUAGCUUUCGUUCGUGUAGUAUGGAUUAAUAUGUAAGGUCUCAUUUGAUUUAUUGAAACUACUACAGGUCCAAAUAAAAUUAAAACAAUUUCUUUUAUGGUUUUAGAAGACGCAACAAUUCUUAAAGAAAAUUUUCAAGAAAAUUACCCCUUUAAAGAGGAUAUUGGGGACUAAAAUUGAUAGGGAGUAGAAUACACCGGUUAAAAUUAUCAAAAUUAAUACUUCAAAAAAAUAUUUUUCAAGUUAACACAAGAGUAUGUAUGCUAAUUUAAAAUCAAUAUAAUUUAGUAUCCGUAUUUGCGCAAUGAUUUAAUUAACGAUGUUUGUAAGUCAUUAUAACAGGUUUCGACUCAAUACUGUGUAAGCCCACCGAUCUCAUAAAUAAUUCGCUUGUGUAAAAUAUUUAUGUGGGUAAAUAUUUAGUGUAACUAUGUACUGAAUUUUAAGUUAUAUCUUAGUAUAUUUUUAAUUUAAAUGUAAUUUAUUAUUGUAUUUCAGGUGCAAUAAAUAAUAAAAGUUU